CACGGAAUAUGCACUCUGUUACUAAUUAAGUACAGAUAAUUAAUACUUUUCAUUUAGUUAAGUGAUACAUCUCUCUAGUAGGCGACGACAUGGCAAAAGCAUAAGUUACUCAUAAACCAUGAAAUGUCUACAAAAAAAUGUGUGAUGUUUGUUGCAAAGAAUUCAAAGGAUGGUGUAAGUCAUUCACAAGAACAGAAGCAAUACUGUCCGCUUUGGAAGGUGCGCUGCUAUUGCUAUUUAUAGGGUUGUUGGCGUUUCUGAUACUCCACUUGUUGGUCUGUUACGACCCUCAUCACCACGACAUAAAUAUUAUUACCACUAGUUCUACUAAACUUCCCGAUUCAUAUGAAUCUACCGGAACUAUUGAACGCGGUAAGACAACCGCCAGCAACACACAUAAAAGCCACACGGAAAUAAUUGUUAUUACGAGCACCAAAGCUCGCAACAAUCCGCCUCAGAAUAAGGAAUGUUCAUGGACACCAUCCAAGAAAACCAAAGCCACUACACGUUAUUUUGAAAUUAGUGUAUCUAAUCAAACCGCACGUCACGCCAGUAUCGAAACUACAGAAAGAGUUAUUGUAGAAAUUCCAACAGUCCCGGCUGAGGAAUCGGAAGGAGAGGAACCGGAGAUUGUAUACAAGAGCCUAGUACUGGCGCUGGUCAAAACGAGACCGCAAAGGGAGGUCGUGUUCGGGUGUAUCCUCACUAUCGUGUCGGAGUACUGGACGCUCACCGCGGCCAGCUGCAUCGAGGCCAUAGAAGAGCUCGAUUCGCUGGACUCCUUCGUGAUAAUGGAGAGUCACGGCGAGCUGGCGAAUGGCGCCACCCACGCCAUCGCGGACGUGCAGAUAAAUCCAUUUUAUCAGGGAACCAACGAAAGUUACGAUCUUGCCGCUCUGAAAAGCGACUCUUCUUUACUGAGGAGGAACGGAAAGUCCGUGCUCUUACCGUCGAUGUUAGAUUACCUCCUCAUCACCACUGGCCAGAGAUUAACCAUAUUGGGUUACGGCAACUACAGAACAAUGAGCAAGAAUGUAUCGGGGCGUAGACUGAGAGAGGUCCACGUGUAUAGCAUGCCUGGCGCGCAGUGUGCUCGGAGAGGCGAGGAGGAGUGGUGGGCGCCGCGCCACCUGUGGGACCCCGCACCGUUGGGGGCGGAACAGGGGGCAGGGGAGAGCGCUUGCGCAGCGUCGGCGAUAUGCGCUGGCGGGCUAUACGCUCGCGCCGCGCCCUGCUACUACUGCGCGGGCACGCCGCUGCUGGCCGGCCGGGUGCUGCUCGGCGUCAUGUCCGGGAACGCGCAAUGCGGUGUCGCCUGCGAGCCCGCGCUCUAUGUCAACGUAGCCGCCGUACGCGACUGGCUGGACUUCGUUAUCGAGUCCGAUUGAUGCGCGAUGCUUUUGACUGUUGAGAUAGUUUGUUAGUAGUUUUAUUUAUGAAGUAAACGGAUCUACAAUAUAUGUUUUAUAUUAAGUAGGUAUGUGUUUAUUUAUAUUGUACUAGCG
Molecule: messenger RNA, 1505 nt
Organism: Chilo suppressalis (striped riceborer)
Lineage: Eukaryota; Metazoa; Arthropoda; Insecta; Lepidoptera; Crambidae
Source: the annotation of a GenBank genome assembly